Molecule: messenger RNA, 2440 nt
Organism: Cyprinodon tularosa
Lineage: Eukaryota; Metazoa; Chordata; Actinopteri; Cyprinodontiformes; Cyprinodontidae
Exons: 15
Coding region: 197-2440 (747 amino acids)
Molecular function (GO): nucleic acid binding
Source: RefSeq, a predicted model, not a curated record
GGUAAGUUAGAUAUGGGAAAUACUGUAGAAGAAGAGAGCAAUAUUCUUUAUGAUAGAUGGUAGAAACCUCAAAGCUACAUAGAAUGUUCCCGAUUUUACAUUUGCAUCCUACAGAACUCGCUCUCCUUCAACAUCGCAUAACGGUUCAUGUUUAAGGAGCCAUGAGAGGGAGUCAUCAUCCAGGAAGAGGAAGGAGAUGAGGUCCACAUCAGGCAGGAGGCACAAGAGGCGAUCAUCCACGAUGGUGAGGUCCUCCAAUAGACUGAGGUUAAGCAAAGUGGAGAAGCUGACAGAGAGGCUGCUGAAAAAAUCAGCUGUUCAAUCCCUCAUGAAGAAACCUAAACUCAAAGCUGUGAUUAAGACUCUGGUUCCACUCAUCUUGGCUGAACUGAAGAACAUGAAAUCCUCUUCAUCCUCCUUUCCCUCCCAUAAGACAAAGAGGAGGUUUAAUGCAAAGUUAUCCAAAGUGAAGCCUGAGCAUCAGAUCAGGAAACGUCAGGCUGCCGAAUCCUCUCCUCCUUCCUCAGUGGUGCCUAGAGAGACGCAUCAUUCUCUGCCCGACAGCGAUGUGGUCUCAGCUGUGGAGAAAUCUGGAAGAACCAAAUCUGAUCGGCUGCUGAAGUCCAAACGAAAGGCAACCGCAUGUUUUGAAAAUGAGGAAGAUGAAGAGAAAGUGAAAAAGAUGAAGAGCAUCGAUAUUGAGGAAACAUCAGUCACUGUCUUCACAGAAAAAAAUGAGGCCAUUAGGAAACAUAUUCCUGCAAAACAGAAAAUGACUCCACAACCAGUAUCUCUGGAUCAAAGUGUCUUCAAACAACAGUCUUCUGAACCUUCAUCCUUUGCAACGACAUCUUCAAAGCUUCCAGAAUCUGCAACGUUGAUGUUUGCGGCAAACAGGGGAGAUGUUGGCGACUCUGAACAACAAAUGCAUCCUGAUAAAACCCAAAGAGAUGCUGACGAGUCUCCAAAGACACUCGAAGAGAAGAGCAUGGAAGACACUAGACUGAAACCUAAAUCCCAGCUGGGAAGUCUGCAGGAAGAGGAAGAAGUGACCAGAGAAUCGCUGCUUAAGGUUUCAGAGCGUAAUCAGGUUGCUUUUAUGAAUCUCAAAGCAGAAAAUUUGGAAAUUCAGCUUCAAGAAUCCUCACCGGUGGCAGAAACCUUAAAAACAACCCAUGAAAGAAAGCAGCAAGCUGAACUAGAGGAAAUGAAUCUCUGUUCCAAACAGUUAAAAGAUGCUGAAAGUCAGAAAUAUCUGGAAACAAGAGCAGCAGAUCCUGUAGAGGUUAAAACCACAAAUGAAGUUGAUCUACAGGAGAAUUUACCAACUGAUCCCACUGAUCUUCAGACAAUAAAUCUGGAAACGCCAACAGCCCCAGUCAGUUCAUCAUCCCAGAACCAGAAACCAGAUGCUUUGGAAAAACAACAAAAACCAGGAAGUUCAUCUCUUUUAAAGAAAUCACAGAAAUUGAGAGACAUAAAGACAAAAGCAAAGAAAAAAGUGAAAACUAGAGAGCAGUCUCCAGCUGCUGCCUGCAUCCCGAUGGUCGAAGAGACGUUUGAGGAACUUCAGGUCGAACACCUGAUUGGGUGUUUAAGCAGGAAAACAGUCUUGUCACCAAAGCUAUUUACACUUGAUGCGAAGCUGCUCAUGAUAACCAAGCUGCCAAAGUAUUACGAUGGCUGCUACAGAGAAAGUGAUGUUGCCGACCUGUUCUGCCCUUUUGGAUUCCUCUACAAGGGGAACAACAUCUAUGUUAUUCCUCAAAAGUGCAUGGCGUUUGUCCUGAUGCCAGAUGUAACAAAUGUUAGAAAGAUCAUCGCCUAUUUGGACCAGAACCAGAUCGUUUUCAAAGGAUCCAGUAUCUCAGUCAGAGUUGUGCAUGACAUGGUUUCAAUGAAGCCAUUUGGGUUUUAUACGUUUCUGAUCAAAAAGACCCGAUCAGGCCAGAAGACUGACAGAGGAAGGGUAAUCUUUAUCCACAACAUCUGCCAGAGCGAGAUCAGAGCUCUGAAGGAAGCUCUGAUAAAGAUCGGCUCAGUGAAACGAUACCUGCCGCUCCUCGAAAAGGUGUUUGUUGAAUUUGAAUCCAGGCAUGAGGCUGAUCUGUUGGGCGUUUGGUACAGCUUCCUGAGGGACUCUCCUCCUUAUUACGUCUUCAGGAUGAUAAUACCUGAAAGCAGCAGUGUUUCUCCACCACCAGCGGCUGCAGAGAGAGCUCUGCCAGACGGCCAUGCAGCUGUUGAUGGCGCCGCCAUCCCGACUGCGAAGUGUGGCGUUCCUCAGGGAAGCGCUCCUCCGUUCUGGAUCACCAUGAGCACCAACCCCUGUGUGUUUCCCACCUUCGCUCCCUGGUUCAAUAUUCCAGAUUAUCUGACAGUCGAAACAAUGGAGUCUGUAGAGGUCAUUUCUGUUUUGCUCUCUUCACUCAAAUGUUGA